CUUCUAUUAUUAACAUCUCUCGACACUCCGUCCAAACAAGCCGUAAAAGUGGAACAUAUCCGACUAAAAUAUUUGUCAAUGAGCUAGCAUCAAGAGCACUAAAUGGUCCCUCCAGGCCACGACUAAUGGAAUAACAAGCUUUCACAUAGGUGGUGUAGAGUGUAGACCAGGUAGUGAGAGGAAUAAGCAUCCAUGGCACCUCCUUCAACUCCUACACUAGUGGUGCCCAUAGACCUAAAAAAGAAGCCACACGAUCAGGUGCCGCCGCUGCACAACCGCUGGCAUCCUGAUAUACCACCGGUGGCAGAGGUUGAAACUGGGCAGCUUUUCAGGGUGGAGAUGGUUGACUGGACUGGCGGUGCAAUUCAAGAUAAUAACGACGCAACUGAUGUCAAAACCGUGAACCUCUCAACUGUGCACUAUCUCAGUGGACCAAUCAGAUUGGUAGACAGUGAUGGAAUCCCAGCAAAGGCAGGUGACCUUCUUGCUGUAGAAAUAUGCAACUUGGGACCUCUACCUGGGGAUGAAUGGGGUUAUACAGCAACAUUUGACAGAGAGAAUGGUGGUGGAUUCCUAACAGAUCACUUUCCCAGUGCUACCAAGGCCAUUUGGUAUUUCGAAGGGAUAUAUGCCUACUCACCUCAUAUUCCAGGGGUAAGGUUUCCUGGUUUGACCCACCCUGGGAUAAUAGGAACAGCACCUUCAAAAGAAUUACUACAUAUAUGGAAUGAUAGGGAGAGAAAACUUCAAGAAAGUGGUCCUCAAUCACUGAAAUUAUGUGAGGUUUUGCAUUCAAGACCUCUUGCAAACCUCCCAUUGACAAAAGGGUGUGUUCUUGGCAAGAUUCAAGAAGGGUCACCAGAAUGGGAAAGAGUUGCUCUAGAGGCUGCUAGGACUAUUCCUGGAAGAGAAAAUGGAGGAAACUGUGAUAUCAAAAAUCUAAGUAGAGGUUCAAAAAUCUAUCUUCCUGUGUUCGUAGAAGGUGCAAAUCUCAGCACUGGGGACAUGCACUUCUCUCAGGGUGAUGGAGAGGUUGCCUUCUGUGGUGCAAUAGAGAUGAGUGGUUUUCUUGAACUCAAGUGUGAAAUCAUAAGAAAUGGUAUGAAAGAGUACCUCACUCCGAUGGGUCCCACUCUGCUGCAUGUAAACCCAAUAUUUGAGAUAGGGCCAGUAGAGCCAAGGUUCUCAGAUUGGUUAGUUUUCGAGGGAAUCAGUGUCGAUGAGAGUGGACGCCAACACUACCUCGAUGUCAGUGUAUCCUACAAACGUGCAGUGCUAAACGCAAUUGAUUACCUAUCAAAGUUUGGCUACUCUAAGGAGCAGGUCUAUCUCUUACUCUCAUGCUGCCCUUGCGAGGGCAGGAUCUCAGGUAUAGUUGAUUCCCCUAAUGCUGUUGCAACACUAGCAAUUCCCACUGCCAUUUUCGAUCAGGACAUUCAUCCAAAAGCCAACAGAACUCCAGUAGACCAGCGGCUAGGAAGGAAUCCCAGACUCCCACAGUGUACUUAUGAUGGAGACUUGCCAACCACUGUAAAUCCAUGUACUACAAUUUCACACUAGCAGCUGCCUAUAUGCAGUGAGCAUACUUUUUAACAUGUACUUGCACAAAUUAAAAUGUGAUAAACUGAAAGGCAACAAUUCAAAUGCAUUCUGCUCGUGCGUUCAUUGAAAUGAGGUUCAUCAAUGGAUACAAAAUGAAAAGGGAACAAAUUGUGUAUCAUUAAUUUUGAGUUAAAAGUGUGAUACAAAACUGACGCAAUUGAUUAAAUGGUAAGUUGGUAACGAUUAAAACUUUUAAAUGUCAAGUCUUCAGUCACUACAAAUAAGGUUAAGACAAAAAAUGCAAGAUCAGUGUUACAUAUAUAAUUCCAUUGCUCAGUAAUAUAUGGAGAGUGUCCGGUGGUGUUGAAGAGAGGUGCAUCGGAUCCCAAAAGCCCAUAACCACAGAUCCAGUUCCACACUUAGUACCU
Molecule: messenger RNA, 1970 nt
Organism: Cuscuta epithymum
Lineage: Eukaryota; Viridiplantae; Streptophyta; Magnoliopsida; Solanales; Convolvulaceae
Source: the annotation of a GenBank genome assembly